Fraxinus pennsylvanica is the source of this 1119-nucleotide messenger RNA. The record is from the annotation of a GenBank genome assembly. Lineage: Eukaryota; Viridiplantae; Streptophyta; Magnoliopsida; Lamiales; Oleaceae.
AUGGAAAAAAUAGAGCACAAGAUCGUACCAGUUAAUGGCCUGAAUAUGCACGUAGCCGAGCUUGGUGAGGGUCCAUUAGUCCUUUUCCUACAUGGCUUCCCGGAGCUUUGGUACUCAUGGCGGCACCAAAUUCUGUACCUGGCGGCUCAAGGAUACAGGGCUGUGGCGCCAGACUUGAGGGGUUAUGGUGACACCACAGGUGCACCAGUUGAGGACCCAUCAAAAUUCACUAGUCUUCACAUAGUGGGUGAUCUGAUUGCUCUGCUUGAUGCCAUUGCGCCUGAAGCAGAUAAGGUUUUUGUUGUUGGGCAUGACUGGGGUGCUUACAUGGCCUGGCACUUGUGCUUGUACAGGCCUGACAAGGUGAAGGCUUUGGUAAAUUUGAGUGUUGCUUUUACUUCAAGAAGUCCAAAAAUGAGUCCUGUUAACCAUUUUCGCAGUCUGUAUGGAGAUGACCACUAUAUUUGCAGAUUUCAGGAACCUGGGGAAAUAGAAGCUGAAUUUGCGAAGAUUGGCACCAAAGAAGUUCUCAAGAACUUUCUUGCAUUCCGCACUCCUGGACCAUUUUAUUUUCCCAAAGGUAAAGGCUUUGGCUAUUCUGCUGAUAAGCCAACUUGGUUAUCAGAAGACGAUUUGGACUACUACGCAAAAAAGUUUGAGCAGACUGGAUUCUCUGGAGGAGUGAAUUUUUACCGCGCUUUAGACAGGAGCUGGGAACUGAAUGCCCCGUGGUCUGGGGCUCAGGUGAAAGUGCCGGCGAAGUUCAUCGUUGGGGAACUUGACCUGACCUAUCAUGUACCAGGGAUCAAAGAAUUCAUACAUGAAGGUGGGUUCCAGAAAGUUGUGCCAUUGUUGAAGGAAACUAUCGUGAUUGAAGGGUUUGAUUGCGUUAUUGAACAGUAUGAAAGAGAUGAAGAUUUUGGAAACGAUGAUGAGCGUAGACGACGCCAUCGUUACUUCGCAACACCGUCGAGCGACGUCAUUCUAAGAGGCGAUGUCGCCGCUCCAAGAGGCGAUGUCACUUUGCAACACCGUCAAGCGACACCGCUACUGCAUCGUCGAUGCGCAAACGGAGCCACUAGCUUUCAGAGGGACGCUACUGUGACUGCGAAGUCAUGA